CGGAAAUGAAGUUUUUACCCAGAGCUCAACAGAAAUGAUGGUGGAUGUGUGAUUUACAUUUCUAAAAUGAAGCAUUAAACCUAUUUUGAUUUAUUUGCGGAAUUAUCAUGGAUGUGUGCACCAGAUUCCAUUAAUAGGAAAUAAAACUGAAUAUGGGAUAGUUUAUCGAUUAACAGUUGGAAGCACUGAACAUAUUCCAGUGAAUAGUCAGUAAUCAAAAAUACCUGAUUUUUUAUUUCUUAUUUAAAAAAUAUUACAGAAAAUGUGUAAAAAAUACCAUUGUUCAAAAUGUUAGUGUUGAUAAAAUAUACAAGUUUAUAUUGUGAAGUAUACUGAUACGACAUAAAAGUGUUAUGUUUAAGAGAAUGCCUGUGUUUGUUUAUGAUUGAUAUUUCUGCCUGGGAAAUACAUCUAAAAGACACAGUGUUAGGCCAAAGUAUGACUUGCAGAAAUGAAUGACCAUGAAGGAAUAGUUAGAAGAUCUAGUUCAAAAUCAGCUCAGUCAGUGACGGCAGACGACCUGUCUUUACCGUCGCCACGGACACCACUUUUUGAUGACGAUCAAACGUUUGAGUUACCGGAGAGAAGUAGUAGUGACUCGAACCUAGCAGCUCUUGCUGAUGAUGCUGAAUCCACUCUUAAUGUAUGUGGCCGCCAGUUCGCCAUUGGUAGCGGGGCAAAGAUCAAGGUCAGCUGGAAGGUGCGAGAGGAAUGCGGGUCAGAUGACUGGAUUGGUCUAUUUCCAAUAGGUGAAUCAAACAAAUCCAAGUUCUGGGAUAGUAAAACACGUGGUGCUAAUGGUGGGCAGAAAGGGGAACUACUCUGGGACCUUGAUGUUGUCAGCCAUUACUUUACUGACGAGAAAACAAAGGUGUGUUUCAAAUAUUUUAAUGGCAGUACUGGUGACCUAAUAGCUACCAGCCCAGCAAUAGUAAUCAACAAUCCACUGGCCAAUACACUUCUACAUGAGAAUGGUGCCUGUGGUGAUAACAAACUAAAAGACUCUCCAACCAAUACAAAAUUUGUUCAUUUGGAAUUUUCAGAUUUGGAAUCCGUGAAUUUAAAGAAAGGGAUAUUUUUCAACCCGGACCCGUAUUUGAAGUUGUGUAUACAGCCUGGUAAACUGUGUCAUCACCAGGACCAUCAUGUACAUGAGCUGCGAACCUCCAUAGCCGAAAAUACAACAUGUCCCACCUGGGGCACUGAGGUACUUGAUAUGGAUGUGUUGCCCUCGGAUAUUAUAGAGUUUGAAAUUAAAGACAAAUUUGCUAAAAGUCGACCAACAUUAAGUCGUUUUCUUGGUAAAGCCACAGUGGCGGUACAGAGAAUCCUGGAUAAAGCAGCGGGAAAUGACGGGCCUGUUUCCCUGUCACUGGACUUAAGUCGGAGAAAUCCAGCUGAGAGUGUUAGUGGAGCCAUGAAAUUCUCCGUUAGAGUCACAAAAUCUCCACUUAAACCAUCUGGGAAGCCAGUGCCAGCGAAGAGGAAACGGCCCAAUGAUUUACGUCAAUCAUCCCUGCCAGAGUCGUCCGACUUUGGAGAGACAUUUCACUAUGCAAACAAGGAACGUUGUUUCACUGAUACUGCAAUUAGCAGUUUAAAUGGCAUUUUAGGGAAGGACUCGAGUGAGUCACCAGAUUCAGAAAAUGCUGCAACACUGUUUCAUGAAAGUGAAUUACGAAUAUCCGAUGAUUUUGACAACUCCCAAGAGGACGAGUUUCUCUCACCAAGUUUUACAUCAGUGCCAAAUACAUUUGGAAAUAAUAGUGCUGUAGAUGUAGUGUCUGGAUUUGAAAAUGGCUGUGAUCAUAGGGAAGUGAAUAAUAUAGAGGGAUUAAUUCCCGCGACAUCUGCUGACGUUACCAUUCAGUCAGACAAUGAAAUAGGGGCUGUUGGAGGCUCAGGUGCAAAUGUAACAACAUGUGGAUUUUUAAGUAGUUUAAAGAAUGUGUCGGGAACACGGAGUGAUGAUAGUGCUCUGCCUUCAAGUGCAGAUAACUCUGACGGCUCAAACGCAAUGGGCUUAGAAAUUGUGAUAAAUAAAUGUUCAACAUUAACAGAUAAACGUGAUCUCUCUGACUCAUUAGAGAUUUUGCCGUCAUGUAUAGGGCCUACAAUUGAUAGUUCAAAAUCUAGAAGGAAUUUUGCUAAUCUUGAUUUUUCUUCAAAUUUGAAUUUAUUGGAUGACAACCUUUCUCACGGUUUUGCUUCAAAGAAAGAAAGGCCUAAAUUAGCAGAAGGAAUAACGCUUAAUUUACCUGAUGUAGAAGAUGAUGUUAGUCAGAUGCCCCCUGAUUUACCCCCUCGUACAUACAAAGCUCCGCCCUUACCUCCCCGACAUCGUUCAAAUGAGGCUCCGCCUCUUCCACCUAGGAACACUGACAAACAUUCAUCUGCACAGUCUACAACACAUAGUGUCACUACACCAACAAGUCCAGCAAGAUCUGUUGAAAGUUUAGACUUUGUUAAUUUAGCUCCCCUUGAGCCCCCUCCUUUACCCCCAAGAACAUACAGUCCUGUUCAUAUGGCAGGGGCGGAUCGAGGGGACCGAGGGACGGAUUCUGGAAGUGGCGGCUCGAUGUCGCUGUUGUCAACAGAGGACAGUGAUAGCCGGAGUUUUGAUAGUAUGGAGGCAUUUUCCGGUUCACAUGAAAGCUUACAGACUGAUUCAGCGGAAAGGGAGCGGCGAUCUAGUGGCUUAGGUCAAGAUGUGAUUAAGCGCGAACAUAAAAAAUUACAUAGACUUUCCCAAGGGCGGAAUAUGAAUAGUCUUUCAGGGGGGUUAAUUUCAUCUCAAACUGGUGUUUUAGGUGCGGAUUCUUUAGAAACACAAAGGCCUGUUACUCCACCUACAAGAGAGUGGCGAAGAUCUGCUGAAAUAAUGUCGCUAAAUCGUGAUGAUAGUAACAAAACACCACCACCAAUUGUUCAUAGACAUAAACCUGUUGAUAGCCUAUUUGACUCGUCAUUAACGGAAGGCAGUCACAGUGAAAACUUUGACUCUCCAGUGGAGAGAUUAAGAUCUUUAAAUUUUGCACCAGUAAGUGAGGGCAGUUGUACCCCACCGACCUUAGAGAGGUUACGUAGUAGAGAUCAGGAGGACACGCCUCCUCCGGUAGAGAGACAUAAACCUAUAGAAACCUCACAGUUUUCCGAUGAAAGACAUAAAUUAUUAGAUUCUCAAAAUGCACAUAGACCAUUGAAUUUAUCGCAUUCUGUUGGUAGACAUAGACAUGUAGACCCACAGUCCUCUAUAAUGGAUCGUAGUAGAACAUUUGACAGGCAGCGGUCUGUAGAUAGUAUACCUGUUGAUAGAUUAAGAAAUUUAGAUCCAUUAUCAAAUACUCAGUUUGAUUUUGACAUGCCCCCUUCUUUACCACCAUUUUUAAACCGACAAUCAAGUGAAGUUCCUCAGACUGACACUGUAGUGACUUCGGAUUAUUCUGGGCAACUUGUGAACAGUGAAGGUCAGAAUAUUUACAGCCCAGUGCUAGAGCUUCAACCUCCUGUAUACUGUAGACAGCGAUCAAGGGAUACUCCACGAGUCACUGAUAGGCAACUAUCUACUGAUAGUGCAGGAAGUAGUGUUUUUGAUAGUCAGAGUACAAAACUUCCCGUACGGCGGUCGUUAAGUCCUGCUGUUCGACGUGUAGUUGACUCAUCUAUUGCUGAGCCCCAGGGUGCAGCUGGCGGAUCACCUGCACUUCCUGUCAGAACAUAUCCAGGAAUUGAUUUAUCAUCCGGGCGCCCAGAGACGCCACCCCGCCCUGGAGCUAUAGGCACUGGUCGGGAAGGUACUCCUUCCCCGCCAAUUAUUCAUCCAAGAAACCGAGUGCUUAGUGAUGAGGAAAAACAACAAAAUAGACAGAAUAUACAUCAGCAUUUACAAAUGUGGACUCAGAAAAAGAAAGAACGUGCAAAUUCCAGUUUUGGUAGCGAAGCUGGUGAUAUUGAUAUAGCGUCACCGACAUCGGAAACACAGAGUUUAACAAAUGGCACCUGUGGCUGGGAGAGAUUUGAUGAUCCAGGCGUAACCAUGGAUACUUCACAGGCGGAGGUACCGUUACAUGUGUCUGGGGCAGAGGGAGGGACACCAGUGGGGCAAAGUGCAAUGGCCGUCAGUAGACUGUCACCGACUCCAGCAAGUUCUACUGUCUGGCAACUGAGAAAUCUAGGUGAAAAUGAUCCACCACCUAGUAUUGAUUCAAUUGAUAGUGCUGGGCCACCCUCUUCACCGUUACCCAAGUUGCCGGCUCGACGAAGGUAUCAUAGGGUGGAGCCAAAUCCGGGCGAUGUGCCCCUCCCACCAGGUGGGUAUAAGGAAGAUUCUGAGUCAACUUAUGGUUGGGAAGCCAGGGUUGACUCGCAUCAUCGGGUGUUUUAUAUCGACCAUGUUAAUCGUACAACAACCUGGGAAAAACCUCAAAGUGGACAACGUUCUAUACAUCGGCGACCAACAAUUAGUUCUCAGCAACGUCAGCAAAUGGACCGACGGUACCAGAGUAUACGCCGCACUAUACGACAGCGACAAGAACCAGAACCUGCCAGUAACUCGGCUGAAAGCACUUCAUCAGGUACAAGUGAUGGAAGUCCGCAGACCUCGGCACAGACUGUGAUAGCAGCACCAGUAACGAUGAUGGCCACAUCAGAGAAUCGGGGAACGUACCGUCAACCGGCAGUCAAAUUUCUCAUGCGACCAGAUUUCUUCCCACUUCUCCAGGCAAAUGAAAAUGGAAUGAUGGAAUAUAACAGGAACCAGACCCUCAAACACAUGAUCAACAAAAUACGCAAAGAUCCGGCUAAUUUUGAAAGGUAUCAGCAUAAUCGUGAUCUGGUAGCGUUCCUCAAUUUGUUUGCUGAUAUGACCAAAGAAUUACCUGAAGGCUGGGAGAUGAAGUUUGAUAAAACCAACUCUAAACCAUUUUUCAUAGAUCAUCAUUUGAAGGGUACAACAUUUAUAGAUCCUCGACUUCCAGCAGAUGUUCCGCCAGUAAAUCCAGACUUUCUACACACAUCAUUGAUACGUGUACGACAUAGGUCAGGUGGCCAGGAACACUCACCUACACGCAGUGAAGCUCCUACACCACCUCCCCGUCAACCAAUAACAGAUCACAGUGCUGUUCCAACAGCGUACAAUGAUAAAGUUGUGUUAUUUCUACGGCAACCAAACAUUCAGGAGUUGUUGAAGGAGAAAUACCCGCUGUAUGCCACAUCUAGUCCACUGAAAGAUAAAGUACACAAGAUAGCUACAGGAGGGACCGAGGCCCUAGAUAAAAUGUCUAAUGAUCUUCCAUUAACCAUAAUGCUGAGUGUAUUUGAGAAUGAUAUAAUGUCAUUUAUACCACCACACCUGUUGGGAAUGACAAGAUCUUCAUCUCCCAUGGAAACAUCUGUCACAGACUCCCCUCAUACCUCACCUAAUACUAUGGUAACAGAUACAGCAAGGUCUAAUGUGCGAGUCCCCGCUCCAUACAAGAGAGAUUUCCAUGCCAAACUUAGAAAUUUCUACCGCAAACUAGAGCAAAAAGGUCAUGGACAGGGACCUGGCAAAUUAAAAAUGAUGGUUAGAAGAGAUCAUGUCUUAGAGGAUUCCUUCAACAAAAUCAUGUCCACCCCGAAGAAAGAGUUACAGAAGAGUAAACUGUACAUCACGUUUACUGGUGAGGAGGGUCUAGAUUACGGAGGACCUUCACGAGAAUUUUUCUUCCUGUUGUCACGGGAAUUGUUUAAUCCGUACUACGGGUUGUUUGAGUACUCUGCUAAUGACACGUACACAGUGCAAGUCAGUCCAAUGUCAGCGUUCGUAGAGAAUUGUCAUGAAUGGUUCCGUUUUGCUGGUCGAGUGUUGGGACUUGCAUUAAUACAUCAAUAUCUCUUGGACGCUUUCUUCACACGACCUUUCUACAAGUUCUUACUGCGAGUGCCAUGUUGUUUAGCUGAUGUGGAGGCAUAUGAUGCCGAGUUUCACCAGAGUUUGACCUGGGUCAAGGAAAACGAUAUAUCCGAACUAGAUAUGGAUCUUUUCUUCUCUGUAAAUGAAGAAGUAUUCGGACAGGUAACAGAACGUGAGCUGAAACAGAAUGGGAAGAAUAUUCCUGUGACAGAGAAGAAUAAGAAAGAGUAUAUAGAGAGAAUGGUGAAGUGGCGACUAGAACGUGGCGUUACUGAACAGAUGGAGAGUAUCAUAAAAGGUUUCCACGAGGUGCUCGAUCCGCGUAUUGUCUCGGUGUUUGAUGCCCGAGAACUUGAGCUUGUUAUUGCUGGAACUGUGGAAAUAGAUAUCAAUGAUUGGAGGAAAAAUACAGAAUAUAGAUCUGGUUAUCAUAAUUUAAAUCAAGUGAUUAUUUGGUUUUGGGAGGCCAUAGAGAAGUUUGAUAAUGAACGUAGACUACGUUUAUUGCAGUUUGUAACUGGGACUUCUAGUAUACCAUAUGAAGGAUUUGCUGCCCUCAGAGGAAGUAAUGGUCCACGGAAAUUCUGUAUAGAGAAGUGGGGAAAAGUAACCAGUCUACCAAGAGCUCACACCUGUUUUAACCGGCUUGACCUGCCCCCAUAUACAACAUUUGAAAUGCUGUUUGAGAAGCUAGUCACUGCUGUAGAAGAAACGAGCACAUUUGGUAUUGAAUGAGAAACUUUCUACUCUUCCGAAAACAAGACAUAUAACUACCAUACACUACACCUGAUGACAGACACAUCAAGGAAUAUAACGGGAAAUCUAACUGUAUCUUGAAAUAUAUAUCUUCGUAAUGAGGUUAUAUAUAAAGUCAAAUGUAAAAAAACAAACAAAUAAACACCCCAAAAUUGCAAAAAAAAAACCCGCAAGGAUUUCUGACAGAUAAUGUUUUAUUAUCAAAAUACACUAUUUCAAUGGAGAACUAGUCAAAAUCGUGAGACAGACAAAACCAUGCAAGGAGCUGUAUAACAGUGCCGUGGCAGUUUGUUACCUUUUCCGGCCCACUUGUUCACGUGGCUGAAAGCAGGUAUAUCAAGAAAUAGAGAUGUUGUACAUGUAAAGUUCAUAUUGUUAAUGCAACAUUCAGAAGAUCGUUCGAAUUUAAAAAAAAAAGUAAUUUGAUAUACUAAGAAUACAUCUAGUACUCGAUAUUUACCUUGUUCAUUGCACUUUUUGCAUAUCAGCUUAUUAUAAUGAUGUACCUGUACUAAUGCUGGCAUUGUGGCAUUAAUUUAACAAAAAUUAUAAUUUGAGAGAAUUAUGCUGGCCUGGCAAUGUCACUUGAUUAUUCUUCCAUGAGGAAUAUGGAUGGCAUUUUACUGUGAUAUGUCAUAUCCUACCGGAUUCUGAUAUUCAUACUGUACAAUGAUAGGUGGGCGUCAUACUGUACAGUGAUAGGCUGGCCAUAUCUCGAGUGAUUGUUCAUUCUGUACAAUGAUAGGCCGGCCAUUUCUCGAGAUAGGCCGGCCAUAUCUCGAGUGAUUAUUCAUACUGUACAAUGAUAGGCCGUCCAUAUCUCGAGUGAUUAUUCAUAUUGUACAAUGAUAGGCUGGCAGUAUCUCAAGUGAUUGUUCAUACUGUACAAUGAUAGGCC
Ruditapes philippinarum (Manila clam) is the source of this 7547-nucleotide messenger RNA. Its product is annotated as E3 ubiquitin-protein ligase HECW2-like. The transcript has 25 exons. Lineage: Eukaryota; Metazoa; Mollusca; Bivalvia; Venerida; Veneridae. Gene Ontology annotation, molecular function: ubiquitin-protein transferase activity; protein binding. The coding region runs from base 452 to 6628 and encodes 2058 amino acids. Gene Ontology annotation, biological process: regulation of dendrite morphogenesis. The record is from RefSeq and is a predicted model, not a curated record.